AUCGAACAGUGUGAACGCUGGGGCUUUCGCGGAAUAAUACCGUCUUUCGUUUACCAAAAUACCAAAAAUACGGUUGUCUGUACUGAAGGGAGUGUGUCACGGCUAUACAUGCCCCUCUGGCAAAUCUCGUAUGAAUAUGGAAUAUACCAAAAUACAUAUUCCAAACGGUAUUACUAAAACGUAACUCUGCCGGAUGGGCAGUGACUUUUUAGACAGACCAUUCGGGCACAGCGCGUACACACACCUUCCCCUUGAUUUCUUUUGCCGCCAAUGGUGAGUUUCGCAAAUUUAAAUUUAAACUUGAAUUUGGCUUUGCCGAGGGCCAGAUUAAGCAGAGAUCAGUUAGUGCGUGGCCUCUAGACGAUCACCAUGGCUUUUUUGCCGCUUUCGCUGAUGCUGCUGCUUCUGCUGGUCUGUGCCAGCGUCUCCUCCGUACCGAUGCUGUACAAACUGAAUCCCGAGGAAAAAUACGAGGCAGACCUUGUGCCCGUCUCCUCCACCGUGAUCCCGCUGACCGUGCUGGAGGUGAGCUACGGAGAAGGUGGCAAGCCCAGCGAGGAAUACAAGGCGGCCUACCUACGCAAGCUGCGCAAACAGGUGCUCCAGCGGGCGGACCAGGGCAAGCAGAACCAGAGCCAGAACGACGGAGACGACGAGGCGCCCACUGUGCUGGCCCUGUCCGACUUGCCAGCCCUCGCUGCCGCUCCCGCCGACGCAGAUGCUCUGAUCACAGUGAAGUCGCAGCAGCUGGAGAAGGCCAAAGUCAAGGCCGUUUGAGCCACGCAGGUGGACUGGGAUUCGGACCCAAGUGGAGUAACAUGGUGCUGGUUUUCGGGCUGAUGUCAUUGCGUGCUUGCCAUAAACAACAACAAAAACUAA
Drosophila biarmipes is the source of this 879-nucleotide messenger RNA. RefSeq lists its product as uncharacterized. The record is from RefSeq and is a predicted model, not a curated record. NCBI's taxonomy places the organism in Eukaryota, Metazoa, Arthropoda, Insecta, Diptera, Drosophilidae. The coding region runs from base 370 to 777 and encodes 135 amino acids. The transcript is spliced from 3 exons.